CACGAACCGUGUUUAGUGUAACACUGUUUGGCAACAGCGACUAGUGAUACAGAAAUGUGGAGGAAACGGUAUUAGACAUUUAUCAGGAUUCUGUUUACAGCCAGUGAAAUUUAAGAUUCCACUGGUGGAAAUACGCGAGCAGUAUGUCUGCGGGAAAGAAAGGAAGCGCGGUCUUCUCUGGAUUCAGGGCGCUGGGACUUUACUCUAAUCAUCUGGCGCACGUGCUUCGCUUCCAUAAGAAACACAGAGAGUUCUAUGUGCUCACUGCAGUCGGACAGUGCUUCCACACAUAUAAUGUAAAGAAACUUGGAAUCGUUGCAGUCAGUAAUGCCCUCCCAGAAGACAUUUCAUCCCUGGCAGCAGAUCGUAUGCUUGUCUAUGCCGCAUAUGGAAAACUUAUCUCUGCUUUUGCAAAAAACAAAGAGGUUGUUCACACAUACACAGGCCAUCAAGCUGAUGUGCACUUACUGUUGCCUUUCGGAGAUCAUCUGAUUUCUGUUGACAAGGACAAUGCUGUCAUUAUUUGGGAUGUGGAGUCUGAGGACACAUACCUGCAGAUUUCAUAUGACAAAGCAUCAUUUGAAGUCUCUGCUCUGAUGCAUCCGAGCACCUACCUGAACAAAAUCCUGUUUGGAAGCAGUCAAGGAAGUCUUCAGUUAUGGAACAUCAAAUCGAACAAACUCCUGUUUACAUUUCCUGGAUGGGCAUCUGCUGUUACUGUUCUUCAACAAACUCCAGCUGUAGAUGUUGUGGGUGUGGGUUUAGCAUCUGGGCAGAUCAUCAUUCAUAAUAUCAGAUUUGAUGAAACGCUGAUGAAGUUCCAACAGGACUGGGGUCCGGUCACGGCUUUAUCCUUCAGGACAGACAGACAUCCAAUAAUGGCAUCUGGCAGUCCUAUCGGACACAUAGGAUUGUGGGAUUUAGAGGAGAAGAAACUAGUCAGUCAGAUGCGGGAUGCUCAUACAACAGCCAUCGCUGGCCUCACAUUUCUUCAAAACGAACCCCUCCUGAUCACUAACGGAGCAGACAAUGCCAUACGGGUGUGGAUUUUUGAUGUAGCCGGAGGGGACGGACGUCUGCUAAGACACCGAACUGGUCACAGUGCCCCACCAAAAAAAAUUCAGCACAAUGACCAGAGCGGCAUAAACAUUCUUAGCGCAGGUCAAGAUGGUACUUUGCAGUCAUUUUCAACUGUUCAUGAAAGAUUCAACAAGAGUUUGGGCCAUGGCACUCUCAACAAAACAAGAGCUAAAAAGAAAGGUGUGACACAUGACACGGCAAAACUUCCAGCCAUUACAACUUUUGCCUCAGUGCAGUUUAAAAAGAUUUACGGGAUGCUCGCCAUCGCUCUGGAUGAUUUUACUGUUCACAUUCUGGACAUGGAGACCAGGAGAGCUGUCCGCAGAUUCUCUGGACAUCGUGGGCAGAUCAAUGACAUGACAUUUAGUCCAGAUGGACGUUGGCUGAUUACAGCAUCUAUGGACUGCGCCAUCAGAACAUGGGAUCUUCCAUCUGGCAGUUUGGUCGACUGUUUCCUGGUAGACGCAGCAGCCGUCAGUCUCAGUAUGUCCCCUACCGGGAACUUCCUGGCCUCGUCCCACGUUGACGGCCUAGGUAUUUAUUUAUGGUCCAAUAACACACUGUGCAGUAUGGUGUCAUUGCGCCCUCUACCUGCAGACUAUGAGCCGACUGUGAUCAUGCUGCCAGGCACCUGCCCAAGCAAAGAUACAGAAGAGGAGGAAGUUUUAGAUGCUGACAGCUCUGAGAUGCUUGAGUACAUUUCACCAGCACAGCUGGAUGAACAUCUGGUCACACUCUCUCUGCUUCCUGACUCACGCUGGAAGAACCUGCUGCAUCUGGACAUCAUCAAGAAAAAGAACAAACCCAAAGAGCCCCCAAAAUUACCAAAAGCUGCACCCUUCUUCAUUCCCACCAUUCCAGGGCUGGUGCCCCAGUUUGCUCUACCCACCACACCCUCAGAGGACCAGUCUAAAGUUGUCAACUUCGGAGUGCUGGUACAGAAGUCUACCUUCUACCUUCAGCUUGAAAACGCCUUAGACAACAGCUCAUAUGAGGAGCCAGUGAAGCUGUUGAGAGAGUUGGGCCCCUCUGCCAUUGAAAUAGAACUUCGGGCCCUGUCACCAGAUAUGGGCGGAGAGGUCAGAGUUAUGCAGAGCUUCCUCAAGAUGAUCAGCAGCAUUCUUCAGUCCAAAAGAGAUUUCGACCUGGCUCAAGCCUACCUAGCAUUGUUCCUGAAGGUAAAUGACACAGACAGAAAAUCAGCGCCCUACAUAGGCGACAGUAAGACCCAGUGGAAGCCGCGCGCUCAGUCCGUUCAGAGAGCGACAUGA
This is a messenger RNA of Sinocyclocheilus grahami, 2351 nucleotides long. RefSeq names its product WD repeat domain 36 (gene wdr36). The record is from RefSeq and is a predicted model, not a curated record. The coding region runs from base 144 to 2351 and encodes 735 amino acids. Gene Ontology annotation, cellular component: Pwp2p-containing subcomplex of 90S preribosome; small-subunit processome. Gene Ontology annotation, biological process: rRNA processing. The transcript has 21 exons. NCBI's taxonomy places the organism in Eukaryota, Metazoa, Chordata, Actinopteri, Cypriniformes, Cyprinidae. Gene Ontology annotation, molecular function: protein binding.